Molecule: messenger RNA, 1038 nt
Organism: Podospora pseudopauciseta
Lineage: Eukaryota; Fungi; Ascomycota; Sordariomycetes; Sordariales; Podosporaceae
Exons: 1
Coding region: 1-1038 (345 amino acids)
Source: RefSeq, a predicted model, not a curated record
AUGAUCAGUCUCGGGAAACUGCGGACGCUUCCCUCUGCUCUCGCCAUUUUCGUGCUCGCCUCGACAGUCCAGGGGGCCUCGAUCAACUUUGACUUCUAUCCCGAAACCGCCCAGGGUUGCAUGUACGCGGCGGCCGACGCCUCCAAGUGCGAGACGGGUGUUGUUAAGACAACAAAUGAAUGCCUCUGCCAAAAUGGAGGGGGUUUUAUCAAGAACACAGCCUCCUGCCUCGGUCAAUCUUCGAGGGAUGACCUCCAACAAGUUUAUGACACGAUGAGCGGUGCUUGCAGGGACUCACGCACGCCUAUGGGCAUCUCGGAGAAGCAGUUUAUGGAUUUCGCGGACGGGGCCACAACCACCAGCACAUCCAUAACGACAACAACUGCUCCAACAAGCACGACGACAACCUCCUCAACAACAAGUACCCCUACCUCGACCGAAUCACCACCGGCCUCAACAGAACCAGCAGACGAAGGAAGCCAAGGGCUACCGACGGCAGCUCUUGCUGGCAUCAUAGCCGGAUCGGUUGUUGGGGUUGCUGCGGUGGCUGGAGUGGUCUUCUUCCUGCUGCGCAAGAAGAGAAAGCAAGGCGAGGAAUCACAUCCGAUGCUUCCAGAUUCCUACACGCAACCACCGUUGAGCCAGACAGCCCACAUGUCUGUUACACCAUCGGCAAGUGGCACGAGUGGUGGGUAUGUGAGCCCUCCCGACACAGGUGUCUGGCCGCCACAAGAUCAACCGAAGUGGAUGCCAUCGCCAGAGCCCGCGAAGGCUGCGUACAAUAGAGCUAGUGGUUACAACUGGGAGUCCCCGGAGCACCUGUCACUUCCCCCAGACACACAAGCCCAGGCUCAGGCGCAGGCCCACGACAGGUACACAGCAUUCCAGCCAUUCCAACCACACAUGUCGACGGUGCAGCCACCCAUUCACGAACUGGAUGUGCCGGUCGGCCACCCUGCAGCGGGUGGUGGAGGUCCGGUCGAGAUGAGCGGCACACCCAUCCAAUCACCCGGCCCCAGAUGGACUGGGCAGCCGUAG